Molecule: messenger RNA, 1833 nt
Organism: Kazachstania africana CBS 2517
Lineage: Eukaryota; Fungi; Ascomycota; Saccharomycetes; Saccharomycetales; Saccharomycetaceae
Gene: APC4
Product: anaphase promoting complex subunit 4
Exons: 1
Coding region: 1-1833 (610 amino acids)
Biological process (GO): anaphase-promoting complex-dependent catabolic process; positive regulation of mitotic metaphase/anaphase transition; protein K11-linked ubiquitination
Cellular component (GO): anaphase-promoting complex; nuclear periphery
Source: RefSeq, a predicted model, not a curated record
AUGAAUGAAUUGAAUCCAAAGGAGAGAUCUUAUUGUGUUUACAAUAAAAAGUUACCGCUUUAUACGGAAAAGGGACCCAAAGGUCUCAUGGUAUAUAGAAGAUCUGACAAUACUGCAAUUGCACACACCAUUAUUAAAAAAUGGGAACUGGUAGCAGGUAUAUAUUGGGACAAGAUUAGUGGAAAGUAUCUUUCAAUUUUUUUCCGUGAUGGUUCAAUCAGAAUAAUAGAUGUUUUCAAAGAUGGUAAGUUAGUGGCUUUUCUAAGGACUCAGUUCAAAAAUGUAGAUUGCACAUAUUGGGAUCGCAUUGAAGAACAAACGACCAAUGAAAUGAAACAAUUUAAUAAAAAUAUAGUUGAUCUCAUGCCCUCUCUUAUCCAGUUUGUAAGUUCCGCCAAUAAGUUAUCGUUAAUUCCCUAUACGCCAUCUAAUGCGAAUUGGAGAGAGUUAGAUGCCAAAUGGAAGAAAAAUAGAGUUAUAGAUAUGCAUUGUUUACAUCAAAGUGAAACUGAUAGUUUUCUUAUGGUUUUAAAUGGAGAUUAUUAUUUAACUUUGAAAACACCGGAGACGGAUUUAUCUGAGAAAGUACCAGCAUGCUCCUUAAUUAAAAGCGCUAAUUCACUAUACCAGUGCAUCUAUAAAGAUGGCUCUGCAAGAAAGAUUGAUACAAGUUCUUUUUUAAGUUCGAAAUCAUGCAUAGAUCUAUUAGAGUGUAUUUUGUCGCUGAAAGACAUGUCAAAAUACACUCGAAAUCACUUGGAUUUAUUAGAGAGAGUAAUAAUAAAGCCUUACUUAGAUUUUUUGGAAAAGAUAUGUGACGGUGCUUUUGGUCGGGAAAAGCUUAUAAAUGAACUUAAGAUAACAUUCCUGUUAGGUACUAUUUCAGAUGAGUUACAAGAUUGGUUACAUUAUAGCGUCGGUGACAAAAACGUCACGCAGUGGAGAACAUUAUGUCACGAUGCUUAUCAACAAACAACAGAAUUAUUUACUAUAGCACUGAUGUGUGCAUGCGAGCGUAUGAUUUUGCUGAGCGAAAGAUGCUUUGGUCUUAUAAUGGCGUUUCAAUUCGAGAGUGGAGCGGAUGACAACAGUAGGUUACAUGAAUUAAACGAACUAAUGAGUAAUUUACAGGAUAUGCUAAAAUCUAUCAUUUAUACAGCUGAAGAAUCGGCUAACAAGUUUGAGAUGCUCAAAAUAUUUCUAAGCUGGUUAAACGAUAGAGUGCACGAGGAAUUAGAUGACGAUUAUAAACCUCAAUUGUCUAUUACUCAAAACUCCAAUACUUGCUAUAAAUUAGGUAAAUCGUUUGAAUAUUUGUUACAAGAGGGAAAAAAGGAUUCUGAAGACAUUCUAAAUUUCGAUAUUAUCAAGCAUACGCUGGAAAAGAUAGAGGCUAAUAUAUCUCGUAUGAACACAAAAUACAUAGAACCAAUUUUAGAGAAUAAAAUAGCUAUUGAUACUAAGAUACCUUUCUUUAAAGCUAACUAUUCGCCAGAGCUUACUGUGACGGUACGAGAUAUUGUAAAAAUUUCCCAAAUACCCUACGUGCUUUAUGUGGUACAGCUAUCUUCGGUGACACCUACACCCAUUAAUGAAGUUAGGGUUGGUACAGCCAAUAUAGAUGGCACAUCCACUAAUGAGAAAAUAUUGCCGCUAUCUGUGGUUCAAAUGUCAAAUGAUAUUGCUGUUAUCAAAAUAAUAGAAGAACCUAGUAAAAAAUCGAAAGAAUACGAAAUUAUAUGUAGCGGAGCUAAAGAAAUGAUCACCGUAUAUAAAACAACAUUACAUAUCAGAGACGGGAGAAUAGAGAUGGCUCUUGGCCCAUCUAAUUGA